Hibiscus syriacus is the source of this 6070-nucleotide messenger RNA. RefSeq lists its product as uncharacterized. The record is from RefSeq and is a predicted model, not a curated record. The transcript has 11 exons. The coding region runs from base 472 to 5784 and encodes 1770 amino acids. Lineage: Eukaryota; Viridiplantae; Streptophyta; Magnoliopsida; Malvales; Malvaceae.
CCAUUCAGCUUCGACUCCAAACCUCCCUCCUAACCUUACCUUCGGAUCCGAACCUCAAUUUUGCUCCUCUGUUCGUUGAAAAUUUCGCACUCUAUUUCGACCUCUCUCUCUCUCUCUCUCUCUCUCGUCGAGCUAAAACAAAAGCGCCCAAUUUCCAAACCCUAACAAAUUCUCUCACGAUUUUGACACUCUUUCAGGGAUCGAUUUUUCGAGCUCCAUUUCAAUGGCUUCAUCACUCCAUUGUUAGGUUAGAAAUGUGCGAUUUUUACGGAAAUUUUGAGUUUAGUAUCUGUUUGUUUACCGAGAAAAGGGAGGGAGGGGUGACGGGGAUCUUCAUCGUGGGGAAUUGUAAAUUUUAAAUUGAGCUGAGGAAACGUCACAACCAGGGUGAAUGUUUAAAUGUACAGAAGAGGAAGUGAUUUUUUCUCUCAAACCAUUAGCUGCUGAGUAUUUUUGGCUUGGAUUAUCUCUAUGCCUGGCAACGAAGUUGGGGACAGGAUCCAUAAUUUCCUUGGUCAAGAGGGUUUGUCCCAAGGCCAGCAUCAUUCACCGUACCUUGACACUUCCUGGCCCGGCUUAAGUAACAAUAUAUGGGUUGGAGGCCAGAGACAAGUUGGUGGACCUCUUGUUUCCAGUUUGAAGAAUUUUAGUGCACAUCAAUUAGCUGAUUCUGACAGAGGACAUGGUGGUCAGUCUUUUAACCAGCAGCAUGACAUGAACUUCACUCAAUUAGAUUUGAGGCCUGAGCUAGCUAGAAGUCAAUUACAAGCCCAAUCACCAAAUGCAAAUGGCUAUUUGCUACGGCAUCAGGCUCUUCAGGCAAGGCAGAAUGAAACAAACUUUUUGGGAGUGGAUGCAGCAUCUAGAUGCUUAUCACCUCUCGAUUCACAGAUAGGAAAUGGUCCUGAUCUUCAUAAGAAAAAUUCCCCGAGGUUGGAAUCUACUGAAUCUCCCGUAAAUUAUGAUUUUUUUGGAGGGCAACAGCAAAUUACUGCACAGCAUUCUGGCAUGAUCCAACCUUUGUCUGGGCAGCAAGCAGGGAUGAAUGACAUGCAGCUAUUGCAGCAACAGCAACAGCAACAGCAACAGCAACAUGCUAUGCUUAAACACAUGCAUGAAUUACAGAGGCAACAACUCCUGAAGCCACAGUUUCAGUUACCGGAUACAAGGCAGUUGUGCUCCGCAAAUCAGGUUUCCUCUACUGUAAAACAGGGAUUUUGUAGCCUUUCUCCAGCUUCAAUCAAUGGCCUUCCUCUCCAUGAUGCUUCAAAUUAUUCCUGGCAGCCUGAGCACAUUACACCAAAUGCAAAUUGGCUGCAGCAUGAUGCAUCUCCAGCCAUGCAUGUAUCCUCUGGAGGAUUUACGUUUUCCCCUGAGCAAGGGCAAGUGUCUUUGAUGGGUCCGGUUCCUCAGCAGGUUGAUCAAUCAUUUUACGGGAUCUCAACUGGCGGUGCAAGAAGAAAUCCAUAUCACCAUUCUUCUGUCCAAAUGGAUAAGCCUUCAAUGCAGCAGGUGCCUGCCAGCAGUAAUUCUUUUCCAGUUAAUCAGUAUGCCGUAUUUACAGAUCAAGUUGGCUUGCAAGAUGGAACUUCGGUUUCUAGACAGGCUGAUCAGGGUGGAAAUGUGUUUGGGGCUGCAGCAGGAAAAGGCUUAAAUAUUGGAUUUCAUUCAGAAAAUUUGCAGGAAAUGACUAUCCAACCAAAAAACGAGGUGAUGCUGGAGUGUUGUGGAAGGCAAGAACUUCCUGGUCCAUCAGAAAUAUCCCUGGAUAAGUCAGAGAUUCAGGCUGCUCCCUCACAGAGUGUGGCUACCCUAGAUGAAACAGAAGAAAAGAUUUUAUUUGGUUCAGAUGAUAGUGUGUGGAAUAUCUUUGGAAGGAGCACCAACAUGGGCACAUUGUUGGGUGGUACGGACUCAUUCGGGGGACUGCCUUCUUUGCAAAGUGGCAGUUGGAGUGCACUUAUGCAGUCUGCUGUAGCAGAAACAUCUAGUAAUGAUUUAGGGGUACAGGAAGAAUGGGGUGGUUUAGGUGUGCAGAAUAGUGGAUCUCCAAAUGGGAAUAUGCCAUCACAAAUUGUCAAUGAUGGCAGCAAAAAUCAAUUGGCUUGGGAUGAUAACAAAUUGCAGACUGCCUCGACAUCGAACUCUAAACCUUUUCCAAUGUCUAGUGAUGCCAAUAUCAAUCCUGACUUUUUUAGCAUCCCUGGGGUUCAGCAAUCAGGAGUCCCUUUUGCAAAUGAACAGACUGAGAAAAUGCAUAAUUACUCAUCUCAGAAAUUUGUUCAACAGUUAACAGAAGAAAGAAGCAAAAGGUUAGGUUGCAGUUCCCUACAAAAGCCUGUAGCUGAAAGUGUGCAAUUCUUUGGAAAUGUUGCUCGCUCUCCUAAUGUGCAAGUAAGUGCAAAGAACAUUUCAGGUCACCAACAAGACAUAGCUGUACAUAACAUGCAUGUUCAGCCACAUAAUAAGCCAAACGGUUGGAACUUCAUUGACUCUGCAUCACAUAGAGGUGAUGCUACAAAAGGUCGGGAUAUUGAUUCUCAGAAUAGUGAUCAUAGAGGUGCCAUUUAUGAGGAGAAAGGCCAUGGUUCUUCUAUUGAUCAUUCCAUUUCUGAUGCAAAUAUUGAACAGGGAAAUUUAAAUUCCGGCUUGAGAAGCCUACAGGUGAAUAGGGAAGGUUCUGACUUGGAUAAUGUUGCUGCAGUAACAGAUUCAAGAACCAAACAGGUCAACGAAAGCUGCCAGCAACUUCCAAAAUAUCAUAAUCUUGAUCUCAGGAAAAAUACUAAUUCUAAAUUAAACUCUGUCCAAAGCAAUGUUCAAGCAAAAUAUCAGCAGAAUCAGGAUAAGAAUCCUAAAGCUUUUGAUUCAUCUGGAAAUGAUUGCUUGGACAAGGGAGGAUAUAACGAUGAAGCAAAUAUGUUGGACAAUCACAAUGUCAAAGAAACUAGCAAUGACAGUUUUCACCCAAACUCAUUCCACCAUUCUUCUACUGGUGGCAUGAGAGACAAUGUCUGGAUGGAUGUAAAUGAUUCACGUGGAGGAAAACAGACGUCAUCUGUUCGUAUCAGUCAUAAGCCAUCUGGAAUCCGUAAAUUUCAGUAUCAUCCUAUGGGGGAUCUGGAUCUGGAGGCUGAACCGUCAUAUGGAACUAAAAGUGUUGCAUAUUCACAGGAAACAUCCCAACAUGUUGUGCAAGGAUUGAAAGGUCAUGACCAAGGAUACCCUGGGCAGUCAAAAUUUACUGGUUAUAGUGCUGGAGAGCCUAUAGAAACUGAGAAGGGGUGUUUUCCUAGCAUUCACGCAAAUAAGGUACCUUCAAAAAGAUUGAAUCAGGGUUCUGCUUCUGACAGAUAUUUUGUUGGUUCUGUGCCAAACAAUACAACUCCAAAGAGUCAAAACAUGCUGGAGCUUCUUCCUAAGUUUGAUCAGCCAAGAGAACAUGAUACUGCAAUACAUGUAAGCUCUUCUGAACGCAAUCUAUCAUCUGAAAUGCCAGAUACAGAAAGUUCUGAUGGAUCUGUGGGCCAGUUUCAACAUAAUAGGCCUUCUUCUUCCCAAGGUUUUGGUUUACAGUUAGGUCUUCCAUCUCAAAGGUUUACCAUUCCUGAUCGUGCAAUCUCAUCUCAGAGUUCUCCCCAAGUAGUUAAUUCUUUAAAUUCAGUUCAUGUCACUUCUGAGGUAGGAAGGAAGGGUCAUGCAUGGUUGGAUCCAAAAACUUUUGUCCAGUCCUCAACUCAUGGAGCAUCCGCUGGAGACUUUAGGAAUAACAUUUCAAGUGGUUCUGAUUGCCAUUUAAAAAGUCUUCUUCAAAGCCAGCAUGUUCCUAGUGUGAGUAGUCAGGCAACUCCAAGUGCAUCUAUGAAUGCACCUUUUGGUGGGUUGGCAUCUCUGCCCAAGCAAACUGAUGACUCUUCUGAGAGAGUCCAAAUUAGUCAAUUGCGAAGGAAACCAGCACCUCGCAUACCUAAAACUGCUGCAGAUAACAAUCUUGCUUCCUCAGAGACUUCUCGGCCAAAUAGUAGCGACCAAAUCCACGCAAGGGAUCCAGGCCAGCAAUAUCUAGUUUUGGAGGCUCUGCCAGCUUCCCAACCAUCUGUUACAUCUGAAACUCCAAAGCCAGAUGCUUUUACCAAAAUGCCCAUUGGGUGGACCAGUGUUUCUGCCCCGCAUCUAUUAGUAGCAGAGUCAUCUCAGGCCUCCCAAAAUUUGUUUAAUCAUCAAUCAAAUAUUAACUCUAAAACAACUGUUCCUGGAACAAUGAAGCUAGACAAUCAAAUUGCUGAGGCAGGAGAUUGUAGUCAAUCUGAGUUGCCUGCAGGUUCUGCUAAGCCACAGAGCUUUGUUGGAGAGGAGCAGCCCGGAAAAGAUCAGCAGUUAUUGGCAGAGAAUGGUCCCAGCUUACAUCCUGCAACUAUGCCCCGAAAGAUCAAUGCUCUUGGCCACUCCUUGAGUCCAAAUAAUACUGUACAUCAAAAUCAUUCAUUGUUGCAUCAGGUGCAGUCCAUGAAAGAUAUAGAGAUUGAACCAAGUAAUAGGAACAUCAAAAGAUUUAAAGGCCCAAGUCUAGACUCUGCUUUGGAUACUCAUCAGGUCAGUUCUGAAAGUGUGGAGCAGUUAUCUUAUGGAUCCGAUACUAUGACGAAAGAUGCUCAGGUUAAUUGUCUGUCAGCUCCUUCUAAUGAUAUCGUGGCAUUCACUCAGAAUGAUUCCCAGCAUAUCUCUAGUGCUGAUAAUUCAUCCGCUAAUCUCAAGGGAAGACUCUCUCAAAUAAGUCCCCAGAUGGCUCUGUCCUGGUUUGAUCGGUAUGGCACAUUCAAGAAUGAGCAAAUGUCCUCCCUAUUUGAUGCUCGAAAAAUGGCCAUGGUAAAGGCUGCUGAAAAAUCUGUCAUUGUUGAUAUGCCUUCUGACAGUUCGCAUGCUCUUCGUUCAAGUGAGCAGGUUAUUACUGCUGCUGAUGUUAGUCAGCUAGAUAGUGCCUGUAAAAAUUCAAAGCCAAUAUUGAGUGAGCAUAUCUCCUCUCAAUCACUGCCUCCUGAUAUCACAAAUCAGGAUUUGGUUGUUGAGAAAGCAAAAAAGCGUAAAAGUAUGGCAUUUGAUCUUCUACCAUGGCAUAGAGAAGCGACACAAGUUUCUAAAAAAUCUCAGAACAUCAGUUCGGCAGAGGUGGAAUGGGUGCGUGCAGCAAAUCGAUUGAUUGAGAAGGUUGAAGAUGAACCUGAAAUGAUUGAAGAUUGGACUCCAGUGGUUAGAUCAAGAAGAAGGCUCAUCUUGACAAGGCAACUUAUGCAGCAACUACUUUGUGCUCCUCCAAGAGUAUUUCUUUCUGCCGACACUAGCGAAAAUUAUGAGACUUUGGCCUAUUUUGUUGCCAGAUCAGUCUUAGGAGAUGCAUGUAGCACAGCAUUUGUACCGGAAAGUGAUACUGCUGUUUGUCCUGACAGUGAAAGCGUCUUCUCGGAAAAGCUUAAGGAGAGAAACCAGUCCACCUUAAAUGCGACAAAAGGUUUUAUCAGCAGAGCAAAAAAGCUUGAAAAUGAUUUACAGAGUCUGGAUAAGAGAGCCUCGAUCUUGGACCUAAGAUUAGAAUGUCAGGAUCAAGAGAAGGUUUCCGUCAUCAAUCGUUUCGCCAGGUUCCACGGUCGCGGGCAAGCUGACGGGGCUGAAACUUCAUCGUCCUCAGACGCGAUGGCUAAUUCUCACAAAUUCUUCUCCCAGAGAUACGUAAUUGCUCUACCAAUGCCCUUGAAUCUCCCUGACAGAGUACAAUGUCUUUCCCUUUGAUCAUUACUUGAAUGAUUUUUUUCCUUCCAAAUUUAAAAUCAACGGUGGCUCUUAGAUCUUUCCAUCGGAGGCCAUUCGUGUCAGUUUCCGGAUUAAUGUAUAUAUAGAAGUUUUACUUUUGGGUACCUGUUUGGAAAUGUUGAGAGAAAGUUUAGGGUAAAGCCCCAUGAUUUUUGGGUAAAUGGGGAACAAAAAAAGCUCAGUCUUGAGGUGAAAAAAAAUUAGUGUAUUUAUUAUUAAAACUUUUGGAUGCCUUUCAUUCAUAAGUAAAGGGUUUAUGCAUUUC